Molecule: messenger RNA, 2579 nt
Organism: Trematomus bernacchii (emerald rockcod)
Lineage: Eukaryota; Metazoa; Chordata; Actinopteri; Perciformes; Nototheniidae
Exons: 2
Coding region: 85-1344 (419 amino acids)
Molecular function (GO): metal ion binding; mRNA binding
Source: RefSeq, a predicted model, not a curated record
CUUGACUAACGUCUGGAAACAGGUACAAACAGUCAACCCUGGAUCAAAGCUGAAUCUUCUUCUUUUUGGCCAAAGGGAUACAGCAUGUCCGAAAUGCUUGACAUCUUCACGAAGAACCUUAUGAACCUGGCCCUGGAUGAAGCGUUGCUUCCGAAACAAUCUCAAAUCAAAGCCCCGGGGCAGAGUCGGCUGCACCGGUCAGCCUCCUUCUUCUCUCCCCCCUCCCCUCCUCCCUCCUCGAGCCACAGCUUGAGCACCGAGCAUGUUAACAAUAAUGAAAACGGCAGCCCUUUCUGGUCCUCCAACAUCUGGAGCCAGGGCCCUGAAUCCAAUCCGAAACAGCCCACCUUCAGGCCUGACCGCUCCAUGAGCCUGACGGAGGCGAGCAGCAGCCUGCUGUCCUCCUUCAGAAAGCUGUCUAACCUGGACGCUUUUCCCUCUACUACCACUGUGGCUCCACCGCCCGGCUUCGCUCCCUCGUCUAACCUCCCACCCCAGAUUCAACAAUUGGUGGCCCCCAAUCGUUACAAGACGGAGCUGUGCCGUGGCUUCCAGGAGACUGGCAGCUGCAAGUAUGGCAGCAAGUGCCAGUUUGCCCAUGGCGAGGCCGAGCUGCGUGGAUUGUUCCGCCACCCCAAGUACAAGACAGAGCCCUGCAGAACCUUCUACAACUUCGGUUACUGCCCCUAUGGCUCACGCUGCCACUUUCUCCAUGAGGACAAAAUCAGCGGAGGUCCGCUACCAUCUUCCAAAUACCAGAAUCAGCAGCAAUCAACUCCUGGUGGUCAGAAUCCACGCCACCAGUUGCGCCAAAGUGUCAGCUUCGGUGGGUUCCUGGGCUCUUCACGCAGCUCGCCUCCUCCCUCAUUCCUCUCAUCCUUCAAUGAUCCUAAUCUAGGCUUCAGCCGUGCUAGGUCUGUUUCCCCACCUCCCGCUGACCUCCUCUCCCCAGUGUUUGGUGACUCCCUGCAGCGGGAGCCAACAGCAUUCCAGUUUGGCAACCAUCAGACCCGUGCCAGCACCGGAGACAUCCACAACAUUCCUCUCAUCAUGGAGCCAAAGGCCUCACGCUGUGUGUGUGGCCAUGGAAAUAACUUUAACGGCAACAACAACAGAGUCUUCAACAGCAUUGAGGAUGGGCACAAGCAGGACAUGCCCUUUUCUGGUCCCGGAGGCCACGCAGGAUUCAUGAAGCCUGCUGGCCUCCAGCGUUUUUCCUCCGAGGACUCCCUUGAGGACAGCUACAGCAGCAGCAGUGGAGGCUCCAGUGGAACCGAGUCUCCAACAUUAGACGCAGCCAGUAAGAGGCUCACUGUGUUUGAGCGUCUAUCCCUGUCCGACUAAAGGGAUGGAAAAGGGAAGGAGCUGAAGGCGACUGUUAACGGCGCUUAUUUAUCUGAACUUUCUGCAGAGCCAGAUCUGAUCAGGACAAGUCCAUUUUUUAAACAAUAACACUUAAAGUUCUUAAUUACGUUAAAAUGGAACUUGACUUGGGAAAACUACACAUGAUGAGAUGAUUUUAGUACCCAAAUGUUAUCAGACUAUUUUUAUACUUACAAAUAUUAUGUAGCUUAUUCGACCUUUGUAUGUGGUCUUCCAUAAAAAUGAACUCCUCUGCAGGACUUGACAAUGCCAGUAAAUAUUCUGGUUUGUACUUACCUUAAAUCUGUAGUGAUCAAAACGGCUUAUCUUUAGUGAAUCAUUAAUUCCUACGCCUUAAAGAUUCUCCCUGCCUCAUAGGCUAUUUACUCUUGGUGCCACAAACAGUAUGUUUGAUUCAGUAGCCUUAAUCAGUGAGACCUGACAUGUGUCAUUGAUGCCAUUUUAUCUGUGAUAUGCACUUUACAGCUAAUCCUAAAUGGGAGAAACUGUCAAGUCUCCCAGUAGCAUUCAACCAAAGCUUCAUACUUCAUUCUGCUGUGUGUGUGUGUGUGUGUGUGUGUGUGUGUGUGUGUGUGUGUGUGUGUGUGUGUGUGUGUGUGUGUGUGUGUGUGUGUGUGUGUGUGUGUGUGUGUGUGUGUGUGUGUGUGUGUGUGUGUGUGUGUGUGUGUGUGUGUGUGUGUGUGUGUGUGUGUGUGUGUGUGUGUGUGCGCGCGCAUGUAACCAUGUCAUUUUCCUCAUACCUGGGGUGCAAGCAUGUAUAAGUUGCAGAAUGCUAAAAGAUCAAAGUGUGCUAGCAGCAAAAUGUAUGUCAGUGAGUUUGGAUUUUAAUAUCUGUAUCCUGACAAACUUUACGAGAUUUAUUAUGUAAAACAUUCUGUUAUCUUUUCUAGUUUGUAAAUUGCACCCCAUCAUUAAUUGUCCCGUUUAUUUGACAACCUGGUUCAGGGAGUUUAACACCACAGUAUUCCUUUCGGUUAUUGGUUGCCUUGUGUUGUUUAACUUAAACUAAUAUAUUUAUUAUGAUAUUUAUUUGUGUCUAAGGAAAAAAAAUGUAUUUUGUACUUAUUUAUGGAGAAAUAUUUCAACGUCUGUGAAAUACCAAUGUGAGAAAAAGCAGUAAAAAAAAGAAAAUCUUAUAUUUUUAAUUGCCUGAAAGGGACAAAACUAUUUCUGAAUAAAGAAAUGAAUGUAUGCUU